GGUGCGUGUGUGUAAAGAAGAAGUAGAAGAGGAGUUCAGCCGGAUAAGCAUUUUGCUUGUCAUUUGAGCGUCACUUUGCCAAUAUGUCCUCUUCGCUCAGGUCGUAUUUGGGCCUGCUGGGUCUGGUGUGUGGAUAUGUGGGGUAUUUGGUGAUCGGAGGUUUUGUAUUUUCAGCACUGGAGAAGCCUCAGGAAGAGAAAGUUCAGGCUGAGUUGAAUCUUCUCAAACAGCAGCUUCUUAGCAACAUGAGCUGCAUUAACACCUCAACACUAGAACAACUUGUACAGAUGCUCCUAUACGCGAACAAAUACGGAGUGUCAUUAUUGCAGAACUCCUCCGGGAACUCAAACUGGGACCUGGCGUCUGCUGUGUUCUUCUCCAACACUCUUCUCACCACUAUCGGUUAUGGCAACACCACUCCGCUGUCUGAUGUGGGGAAGGCAUUCGCCGUUGUGUAUGCCUUAUUCGGUGUCCCCUUCACCAUACUGGUGCUGACGGUAUGUGUACAGCACCUCAUGGUACCACUGAAUCUUCGGCCGGUGGUGUUGUGGAGUCGGCGGUUUGGCUGGCAUCCUCACAAUGCCAGCGCCCUACACUUUGUCUUCCUGCUCCUGCUGGUCAUUGUGAUGUUCUUUUUGGUGCCAGCUGCUCUUUUCAGCUACACUGAGGAUUCAUGGUCAUUUUUGGAGGCUAUUUAUUUCUGCUUCAUCUCCCUUUGCGCUAUUGGGUUAGGCGACUUUGUUCCAGGCGAGCAGCCCGAUCAGAAACUCCGACCACUCUACAAGAUCUCUGUUAUGGUCUACCUCUUUAUAGGUUUGAUGGCGAUGUACUUUGUCCUUCAUUCUUUCAAUAAACUGGCUGAUCUUCGGGGAUGGACAGCAUUUUUCCAGGUGCCCCGUGGCAACACAGGGGAAGAGACCGAAAACACUUCUGAAGGACCUAAUGAGUGUUUAACGGACACAAAGCCACUGGAUCCCAGUGAUCAUGUCUUGUACAACUCCAUGAGCAGAUAGACAUUUCUACACUAACUGUUCACUGAGCAGUAGAGGAUGAGGGAAGUGUAGAGUUUUUGUGUGUGGAGGGGGUCUUUUUACAAGGGGGGGGGUGGUAAUUUUACAGGCUAGUGCAAUGGUAAUGUGCAUUGAUGCACAAUUUCUUUGUGAUUUGUUUUUGGAUUCAGUGCAGUACUGAUAAAGGGGAAGGAGAACAACAAAGGACUGUUUCAUAUGCUCAGGGUUUUUCUUGAAUAGAUUUUCAUGUUUACUGAACCGAUUUGAGUUUUUUGUUUUUUUUUGUUUUUUUGUUUUUUUAAAUGGUGGGUUUCCCCCCCCCCCCUCUCUCUCUAGUAACCAAAACCAGCAAGUUGUUUUAGAUGUUUUCUGCUAUCUUGGACCAUUUUGGACAAGUAUAUUUUUGGUAACUACUAAUGUUUUUGAAACCAGAGCAAAUUGAACUAUUAGGUAAUCACAAUUUCUGCUUGUAGAUGUUUUCCUACUUUGUUGGCUGUUUGGACCACUUGUGUUUUACUUCAUAGAUUUGGCUUCUUUAAAUAUUAAUCAGAGAAAUUUGUAAUUUUCUUUGCCAUUCACUCCUUGGGUGCAUUAAGGGUAAGCAUACCAUUUAAAGUUAUAUGUGAGGUUGGAAUGUAACACAGUGCAAUAUCAGUCAGUCUGUAUGGAGUUGUGCUGACACUGUUUAUCCUGUUCAAGAGGCAUCUUUGAUCUGAAGCCUACGGUUUCUACAGAGCCUCUGUGUACACUAUGCAACAGUUGAGAUUAAUAAAAAUUAAAAUACUUUUUAAUUUAGCGUUGUCGAUUUAGCAUCACUACUUUUUUUUUUUUUUGGACCACUUGUGCCUUAUUCUGGGCUUUCUGAGGCUUUACAUCUGUGAAACUUGAUUUUUAUAUACCGGUAUGGCUGAUCCCGUUUGCAUUUUAUCAUCAACUUGUUCAUAAGGUUUUUUUUUUCCUUCUAUUCAGACUAUGUUGCAGAGGUGUACUAUAGAAAUUGGUUACAUGAUCCAUCAAUGUUGUUAUUGCAGAUGCUAUGAUGAUGCUGUCACCAACAUUCAUUUUAGAGGUUGCUUUUUGGGGUACUUUAAUAUCUGACCCAUUAAAAACUAAACUUUUACAUUUUAGGAAAUUUCCUUUUCUGAGAUGGUGGUCAUCUAACCUUUUAAACCUAAUAUUUUAAUAUUGUAAUAAUAUCAACCAUAAUAAAAACAGUAUUUUGAUAGACAUAACUACUGCAGUAUGGCUCUAAAUAUUGUCAAAUUUGUAUUGUGUAAAUUGUGCUGAUAAAACUAUGCCAUGUCAUGAUUGAUGGCUGAUAAUGGUUUAUGAUAUUGUAUAAGGCAGAUGGUGCUGUCUGGUAAACAGAAUAUCUGUAUUGCCUUGUAUAAGAACACAUGAUGCUCCUUUGAAUCUGUCCAAAAAUGAACAACUUAUGUUAUCCUCUGAA
This is a messenger RNA of Neoarius graeffei (lesser salmon catfish), 2460 nucleotides long. RefSeq names its product potassium channel, subfamily K, member 6 (gene kcnk6). Gene Ontology annotation, biological process: potassium ion transmembrane transport; stabilization of membrane potential. The transcript has 3 exons. NCBI's taxonomy places the organism in Eukaryota, Metazoa, Chordata, Actinopteri, Siluriformes, Ariidae. The record is from RefSeq and is a predicted model, not a curated record. Gene Ontology annotation, cellular component: membrane. Gene Ontology annotation, molecular function: potassium ion leak channel activity. Bases 84 to 1013 code for a protein of 309 amino acids.